AUGGAUUCGACAGAAUGGGAGUUACCAUUCCUGCAAGAGGUAUACACUCCUCGAGAAGCUCACAAAAUAGACUUCGUUUUCGUCCACGGUCUGAAUCCACGCGGUCGGAAUGAUCAUCCGUUUCAGACUUGGACUCAUGCAAAUGGCAAGUUCUGGCCAAGAGACUUUCUCGCGGAGGAUAUUCCCUAUGCGCGCAUCUUUGUCUAUGGGUAUAAUUCAAGCGUCACCAAUCCGCAGAGCAUGUCGACGGCGAGCAUCAAGGACCAUGCCAAUACAUUGCUCAACCUAUUAGACAUGGAGCGAGUUCCACAGUCGCAAUCAAUGCCCCCGAAGAUUAUCUUCAUCGGCCAUAGCUUGGGGGGUCUAGUGAUUAAACAGGCAUUACUUAAUGCAAAAGAAGACCCCAAGUACGGCUCGAUCCGAACCGCAACUUCUGGCCUGGUCUUUUUCGGUACGCCUCAUCGGGGAGCCAAAGCAGUUGAGCUGGGUAAGAUCGCAGCACGAGUGGCCCGUUUUGUCUCUACGGGUCAUGCAAGCAACGAUCUGCUGAAUUGCUUGGAGCAUAACUCCUUGUUUACGCGGCAGAUGAGCGAUCGCUUUCGGCAUCAACUCGAAGACUAUCGAGUUGUCAGCUUCAUUGAAGGAAAAGAAGUGCUGCUCGCAGGGGCGGGUCCAGCUUCUGUCAGUCAUCUGGUAGUGGAGGAAGAAUCGGCGGUGCUGGGUCUAUCAGGUCUUCGGGAAACGCAGCUCAAACUCGAUGCCGAUCACUCCCAGAUGUGCAAAGUGGGAUCCCGUGGCCCAAUGUACCGACUUAUCAAGGGCAACAUCAAACAACUUGUUGACCAAGCUCUGUUGUCCGAGCAAGGCUUCAUUCCGCAGCCCUCGCCAGUCCCACAGGCGGGCAAUGGUGGCCCUCCACCUCUCCCACCGCGGUUGCACUCCAACAGCAGCGCGCCAUAUUCUCCACCUUCUGGGCGGGCAAUCGAGUCUGGACCAAAAGUGGUUGGAGCGCUGUUUGCGCCCCUGGACAAGGACCCGCGAUCGAUCAGGUCUGCCGAGCUAAAAAAUGGCGGCAAAUGGGACGACGCCCGAACUCUGGACUACGAGAUCUUUCAAGAACAUCUGCAGUUGCUUGGUGCCGACCACGCCAGCACCCUGACGGCAGCAUAUCAGCUGGCGGAGAUUGAGCUUCAAGCAAAUUACUUUGAAAAGGCCAGUGAAUGGUGCCAGUGGGUGACGGACAAUUCACGUCGCGUGUUUGGGAAUCAGCACCCGCUACCCAUCCGCGCCGAGAGUCUAAUGAGCGAGAUCGUGUGCCAUCGCGGUCAGUAUCAGGAAGCCGAGUCAGUUGCCGCCAACGCGCUUGCGCGUCAACAGAUGAGCAUUGGUGAAGACCAUCUGGACACAUUGGAGACGCGACGGCGUUUGGCUCUGGCGUAUAACCUCCUGGGUCGCAAGGAUAGCGCCGUCCAAGCUGCCAAGAAGCUGACUGACUCCCUGCGGCGAUUGCUGGGCGAGAAGCACAUCAGGGUGAUCUCCGCCGUGCUCGAUACCUUGGAAUACACGACUUGGAUCCAGGGACAGGAGACAAUUGUGUCGCAUCUUAUAUUAUCUCAGGAACUAAAGGAGGCAUUUGAGCUAUUAGCUCGCAUUUAUGAGGAGUUGCGGGCGGAAUUGGGUGAUCGACAUCCGGUGACGAUUCGAGCCAUGUCAUUGCAUGCCCGCGCGCAGGCGCGUGCUCAGCAAACCUUGGAGGCGUCAGAGACCUAUCGUCGAGCACUGGCUCUUUGCGAAGACACCUGGGGGGCAGAGCAUCCGUUGACAAUGGAGAUUGUGGGCAGUAUGGGCGUCAUGUACGCCCUGCAAGGGAUGAAGCCUUCGUACCUGGGUGGAAGUUCCCCAUCCGAGGCUAUUCCCUGGAUGGUGCGGUACCUCAAUUGGGUCGAGCAACGUCGGGGCCUGGAGAAUCCCGAGACACGAGGCGCCCUCGAAAUCCUCGGGAAUCUGUAUAUGGCUGCACAGGAUUACGGGAAAGCCGAAACGUACUACGAACGCGCGACCGCGGCGUGCCGAGGCGCAUCUGCAGACCCUGUCAUGCAGCAAAGGAUUUCUAAUAAUCUCCAAAUUUGUCAGAUACACAAUGGGUUUUUGCGUCCACGGAGUUUUGGAACGGGCCUUGGGUCGGUUCUUUCUCAUCUCAAGAAAUACUGA
Messenger RNA from Penicillium oxalicum, 2211 nucleotides. Its product is annotated as LipA and NB-ARC domain protein. The coding region runs from base 1 to 2211 and encodes 736 amino acids. The record is from RefSeq and is a predicted model, not a curated record. Lineage: Eukaryota; Fungi; Ascomycota; Eurotiomycetes; Eurotiales; Aspergillaceae. The transcript has 6 exons. Gene Ontology annotation, molecular function: hydrolase activity, acting on ester bonds; protein binding.